AUGGCGGAUAUUGUUUGCUCUCUAGCUUCCAAAGCGGCAGUGUACCUGGUGGCUCCCGUCAGUCGUCAAUGUGGCUACGUGAUAUUCGCCGACAGCUACGUUCGCCAACUUGAGGAAGAACGUGAGAAACUGGAAAAUGAGAGGCGAAGGGUGCAGCAUUUAAUUGAUGAAGCUCGAAACAACAUGAAGCCGACUGAAGCUGUCGUUGAGAAAUGGGUGGCAGACGUGGAGACCAUCGCUAACAAGGCGCGCGACGUGCUGGAAAACGGAAGAGGUCAGAAAACUUGCUUGUGCGGGUGGCUUCCCAACCCAAAGGCACGUUAUCGUCUCGGCAGGGAGGCAAGGACGACAGUCCAGGCAAUCCAGAAACUCAUUCCGGACGGUCGAUUCGAGAGGGUCUUCUAUGAAAGUGCUCCGCCAGGGCUUGUCAUUGUCGCUUCCAGCGUCCAUUCGUCGGCUGGUGAUGGGGGCGACACUAUCACCGAUUCGCGAGCUUCCAUCUUUCAAGACAUAAUGAAAGCUCUGGAUGAUGAGAAGCUCAAAGUCAUUGGGGUGUACGGGCCUGGAGGUGUGGGGAAGACUACGCUGUUGAAGGAAGUUGAGAAGAAACUCAGAGAAGCAGGGAGACCGUUCCGCAUGAUCGUCAAAGUGGAAGUUUCGCAGAUUCCAGACUUGAACAAUAUCAGAGACCAGAUCGCUGACGCCUUGCGUCUGGAUCUGAAGGACAAGCAAAGCCCACAGGGAAAAGCAGAUGUUCUGUCGAAGAGAUUGAAGAGUGAUCCGGAUAAGAAGGUUCUCAUAAUAUUUGACAACCUGUGGGUAAAACUUGAUUUGGAGGCGGUUGGAAUUCCCUGGGAGAAGUGA
Messenger RNA from Eucalyptus grandis, 864 nucleotides. RefSeq names its product probable disease resistance protein At1g61190. The transcript has a single exon. The record is from RefSeq and is a predicted model, not a curated record. Gene Ontology annotation, molecular function: ADP binding. Bases 1 to 864 code for a protein of 287 amino acids. NCBI's taxonomy places the organism in Eukaryota, Viridiplantae, Streptophyta, Magnoliopsida, Myrtales, Myrtaceae.